AUGGCACCCUCUCUCCUCCAGGCCUACAGGAGGCGCUGGUGGAUGGCGGUGACGGCAGUGAUCGAGAAUCUGCUUUGCUCGGCCGUGCUCCUGGGUUGGGGCUCGCUGCUCAUUAUGCUGAAGCGUGAGGGCUUUUACUCGCACCUUUGCUCAGAGAACGAUUCGGUGGUGGUGUCUUUGGGUAACUCAUCCAGCGGUGAGGUGGAAGAGUGGCUUAGCUGCGUGGACCAAGAGGAAAUGUUGAACCUGGGUUUUACUAUCGGUUCCUUCCUGCUCAGCGCCACCACCAUGCCCCUUGGGAUCCUGAUGGACAAGUUUGGGCCACGCCCACUCCGCCUUACGGGCAGCUCAUGUUUUGGUUUGUCCUGCAUUUUGAUGGCCGUAUCUGCAUACGACCCUCCAACACUGUCGUGCCUUAUCUUCCUGGCUCUGUCCAUGAAUGGCUUCGGGGGCAUUUGCCUGACCUUCACCUCCCUCACGUUGCCUAAUAUGUUUGGCGCCCUGAGCUCCACCGUCAUGUCUCUUAUGAUUGGCUCCUACGCCUCCUCUGCUGUUACAUUCCCUGGGGUCAAGCUCAUCUACGACGCAGGCGUUUCCUUUGAGGUUAUUAUGUGGUCCUGGGCAGGCCUCGCCGGGUUUGUCUUUGCCAACUGCUUCCUUAACUGGCCCAAGGAAGGUUUCCCGACACCAGAAGAGGUUGAUUACAGUCAAAUCCUUACAAAGGUCUCGUCAUCAGACCAGAAGAUUGUUAGAGAGCAAUUAAAGGAAAAAAAUGGCGAUGUCCAACACUCAAUGGAGAAACUUCCCAAUGGAGGCGAUGUUACGCCAAACACCGUUCCCUUCCGCCGCUCUGUCUUCUCUCCCAUCUUCCUGUGGAGUCUGGUUACUAUGGGAAUGUCCCAGCUGAGGAUCAUCUUCUUCAUGGGCGCUAUGAACAAGAUGCUGGAAUUCAUGGUGACUCACGGCGAAGAGCACCCUUCGGAAGAGUUGGUGAUUGAAAGCGCAGAGAAAGUGAGCUUCUACUCGUCCAUCUUUGGCACCCUGCAGUUGCUGUGUCUCCUCACAUGCCCGUUGAUUGGCUACAUCAUGGACUGGAAAAUGAAGGAGUGUGAUGAGGACAAGACCCUUGGAGCAGGAUGUGAAAAGAGCCAGACCAGCGGGACCAAGCGGGACCGCAAGAUUCAGAAAGUGACCAACGCCAUGAGGGCUUUUAUCCUCACCAACCUGCUGCUUAUUGCCUUUGGCUGUUGCUCCCUCAUCGAUUCCCUGCCGCUACAGAUUCUGACGUUCAUCCUUCAUACCAUGGUUCGAGGCUUCAUCCACUCCUGCUGCGGAGGCCUCUAUGCUGCUGUAUACCCGUCCAACCACUUCGGCACACUGACAGGCCUCCAGUCCUUUAUCAGCGCCUUGGUGGCCUUGCUCCAGCAGCCACUUUUCAUCGCCAUGGUCGGCCCACUCAAAGGCAACCCCCACUGGAUCAACAUUGGCUUGCUGAUACUCUCAUUAGCUGGCUUCCUGUUGCCUGGCUACCUCUUCUUCCACCGCAGAUCCCUGGUGAGGGAAAAAGAGGCCCGAGACAAGAGGGCUGCCGGCCAAGAGAUGCAAGCGCUCAACCACGCGGAGGCCAACGGUUACAAGCACCACGGCAACGGGCAGGCGGCUGUCGAGGCUUAA
Molecule: messenger RNA, 1674 nt
Organism: Nerophis lumbriciformis (worm pipefish)
Lineage: Eukaryota; Metazoa; Chordata; Actinopteri; Syngnathiformes; Syngnathidae
Source: RefSeq, a predicted model, not a curated record